Messenger RNA from Astyanax mexicanus (Mexican tetra), 953 nucleotides. It is a transcript of the gene med11, whose product is annotated as mediator complex subunit 11. Lineage: Eukaryota; Metazoa; Chordata; Actinopteri; Characiformes; Acestrorhamphidae. Gene Ontology annotation, cellular component: mediator complex. The coding region runs from base 327 to 671 and encodes 114 amino acids. Gene Ontology annotation, molecular function: transcription coregulator activity. The transcript has 3 exons. Gene Ontology annotation, biological process: regulation of transcription by RNA polymerase II. The record is from RefSeq and is a predicted model, not a curated record.
AAAAAAACGGAAUUCAAAUUAUUAAGUGGGUAUUCUCCUCUGUAGAGGUUCUUUGUUGCUGUUUUGUUAGCUGGCUGGUUACCUGUAAGGUUUAUUUACGAAGCGUUUGUAAUAAUUAUAAGUUCAUACAAAUUUAAUUUUUUGAGUAAUUGAGUAAGACAGGAGCUGUUUGGUGCUCAGCUAAAGCUAAAGCUCUGUUUAACACUGGAGUGUGGGGGGCUGUUGCCAGCUAGCUAGGCUAACUGUGCUGAUGUAGCGUUUUUUCUUUAUCGUUACUUUUUUAAAGGAAUAUAAGUCGUAUCUUAAGCCUAUCUAAGAUAAAUAAAAUGGCAAACGACAGACUGAGAGCUCUGGAGGACGUGGAGAAGGAGAUCGCCGUCGUUCUUCAGUGUGCAGGAACCAUAAUACUGGAGCUUUCAAAAGAGAAGCACAAUGCAAGUCUCCUGGAUCGUCAGCUCAACCAGUUCCAGACUUCCCUUAACAGAGUGGAGAGUGAGCUCAGCUCACAGAUCCGCUAUCUUACACAGGUGGCGACAGGGCAGCCUCAUGAAGGCUCGACGUACUCAGCCCGAAAGGACUGUCAGAUGGCCCUGAACCGUGCAGAGUAUGCCCGCGUAAAACUGGGAGAACUAGGGCGUACCUGCGAGUUAAUGCUUGACCCACAGACCUGAUUCACUUGCAUUAACAUUUUAACAACCCAAUGGACGGAAGUACUUCAAAACCCCCUGUUUAAGGAUGUAUUUGACAGUCUUAUGAGGAACAAGACUUGGCAGUUUUGACACUAUGGUGCUCAUCUAGCUGCAAUCUGCAAAAAGCACAGCUUGUGUUUCAGGAACGAACUAGCAAAGUAAAGUCUUUGUUUUUUUUUUUCCCCCACCCACAAAACAUCUUAUCACACUGGUUAUCUGACAUGUUUUUUUAAUAAACAAUAAAAGUGAAAAGUGUUGAAACAA